This is a messenger RNA of Liolophura sinensis, 927 nucleotides long. RefSeq lists its product as uncharacterized. NCBI's taxonomy places the organism in Eukaryota, Metazoa, Mollusca, Polyplacophora, Chitonida, Chitonidae. The coding region runs from base 1 to 927 and encodes 308 amino acids. The transcript has 2 exons. The record is from RefSeq and is a predicted model, not a curated record. Gene Ontology annotation, molecular function: transmembrane transporter activity. Gene Ontology annotation, biological process: transmembrane transport.
AUGGGGGAAAUUGAGGAGUUGGGAAGUUCCCAAAGGAAAAGGACGUCAUUUGUUCCUCCGAAACACGGCGAGACAGGUUUUGGAAGCGGUUUUCUCAAUCUCAGCAUCAUCGCGACGGUUACCAAGUAUUUUACCAGGAAACGUCAAGGCAAGGCCGUAUCUACAGUUUUGACGUGUUAUGCCGUCAGCCCGCUUAUAACGCUGUUCGUCUACCGGAGGUGGUUUGCGCAUGGUCAGAUAGAGGAUGAUGCCGGACAGGAUUUUCAUGGAUUCAUGCUCUCCUUCGCCAUCACAAUCGCCGUCGUGGGCUGUCUUUUACUAGGUGUCUCCAGAUUUAGCAGAGAGACAGAAUCAUCAGAACUUUCCUUCCUCAAUGAUACUGAUUCUGAGGAUGUGGCAAAAUCCACCGGUGAAGGGCCUAGCGGUCUGAGGACUAAAAUAGUGCAGGAAACACAGACUAUAUUCCAGUGGCCGCUCCAAAUGUUGAUCUGGUCUUUUACCCUCUCUUACCCAGUUGUCACGGGCAUUGAUUAUGACCUGGCUCUGUAUGCUAAAUCAAGUGGUUUAUACACUGUGUUUGACAGCAUAUUUGUGGUGUUUCAAGUCAUUUUAUUCUUGUCUCGUUUGGCUGUGGGUUUUAUUUCUGACGCCUUGGUAGAGACAAUUCCCCGGACUUCAUACAUCGCAGUCACGUCCUUCUUCCUGGCUGUCUGUCUUUGUGUCAUGUCAGUUUUACCCACAGCCGAGUUAACCAUGUACAUGCUGUCAAUUACGACUGAUUUGGCAGGCGGGGUGGUAAAGCUCGUCUUGGUAACUGUGCUUGUCCAGAACAUCGGGAAAGAGAACUUUGCCAAAAAUUGGGGAAUCGCUUACAGCUUGACAUCUGUUUUUGUGACGAUUUGGGCCGCCAUGUUCUCCUCUGUGUAG